CGCAAGCUGCAUGCCUGUCUCCCUGUGUGCACGCUUUGUUCUGGCGGCUGGCAGGCUGGCACUCACCCGCCCGCACAAAGCGCUGCUCCCGGUGCAUGUUGCCGACACAGCCCUGGCACGGAGCUCCCAGGCUCGCAAGCAGCCCGUGGGCACAGGCAGCCCCAAUCCCUCCCUCUCCGCGUAGUGCUCCGUCGGGGGCUAGCCCAGCUCACGGCGGCCGGACAAGCAAGUCCCCUGGGACCAUGCUGGGCUGCCCGGUGCUGGGGGGCCCUGGGCAGCGGGGGGCACCAGGCACUGGGCACCUGCAGAUCUGCAAGCGGACGGACCUGCUGGUGGUUGAGAUUAACACGGUCUCUUGUUGCAGCCACAGCAGCGCCAUGGAUCCAGGGCACUGGCCUGCGCGGGGCCCCGGCACCCCCUGGAUCUACCGGAGCAUCUCGGGGGAGUACGCGUGUCGGGAGAAGCACUUUGAGGCUGAGCUGUGGCCAGCCCUGCGGCCGGGGCCCCGUGUGCACCAGGACUCCACGUGGAGCAGGUCGAUUCCUCUGCCCCAGUCGCCCUCCAGCGGCAACCCCCGGGGCCUGCGGCUGCUGGGGAAGGGGGUUCGAGGAGACCGCGACGCCCCCAGCGAGAGGAAGCCGAGGGGCAGCUCGGAGGGCAGGAGGGGCUCGGGCUGGGCGGCCCCCCUGGAGAGGAGGGGGCAGGGGGCAGCAGCCAGCAUCCUGGGCAGGAGGUGGCUGGCAGGGAGUGCCAUGGAGGUGCUCCCAGCCGGGCCCCCCAGCUAUGAGACCCACAUGCUAAGGCGGCUCCGGGUGGGGCAGGGCAGCCGCAAGUCGAACGAGCCGCGGCCCCCACCCUACAUCUCACCCCCUGCCUAUGACGCGCCCCACCGCACCCUCCCCACCAAGCGGCCCCGCGCCGCCCCCGCGCCGCCGGCCGCCAAGCGGGGCCGGGCAGCACCCCAUGGGAAGGGGCCCGCCGGGGGCAGCCCAGAGCCUGCUCCUGGCUCACGUGGCCCCCAGCAGCGACUGGCCAGGCUCCCCCAUGAGGUCCUGGGUGGCUGGAGCUACCAUGCGGGAUCGGGCUCCCUGGGGCGCCGCACUGGGUCGGGGCUCUUGUGCCUGGGGCUGGAGGGUGCAGUGCAGUCCACGGCCCGGGGCGGCUCGGCUGAGUCCCUCUUCCACCCACUCUCCAGCCCAGACAGUGGCAGCCACACACUGCCCCGGGCAGCCGGAGGGGCUAGCAGGGCCCGCAGCUCCGGGGGCUGGGAUGCAGCAGGGCCCGGCUCUGCCCCAGGCCGACAGCGACUCCCCUCCGGCUGGGGCUUUGGCUACGCAGCCAGCUCCACGGGCAGCACCAGGAGUGGGCAGAGGGAGGGCUGGGAGCAGAGAGGCCGGCCAGAACGCAGGGCACCCCCCUCUCCCUGCCCCGUGGGGCAGGCACCUGGCCAGGCCCCCACAGCCGGAGGCCAAAGCCGUCAUGGGGGCAUCUUUGUGAUCGAUGCCACCUGCGUGGUGAUUCGCGCCAAGUACAUCCCACCCCCAAAGCGAGAGCAGGUGCGGCUUCUGGGGUCCCCCCCGCCCCGGGACCCAGCCUCUCCAUGCCAGAGGCUGCUCCUGGCCAGCCGACCCCACCUUGGAGCCUCCGAGCGGGCAGCAUGGCCCCCACUCCCUUCCCCCGGUGACGGCUCCCUGGGGGAGAGGGCGGCUCGGCUCUUGGGGCUCCCCAUGGCUGAACUGGGCCUGGAGGAACCACAGGGGGCCUGUGCCCAGCAGGAGAACCCCGGGCACUGGAGCCAGCAGGUGGGAGCAGAUCUUCCUGGCAGCCCGGAGCGGCUGGUGGGGGGCCCCAGAGUGCAUGGGCUGCCCAGCCCGGCCGCUUCCCCCAAAGAGCUGCCUGGGGUCCCGGGGGACAGCACCAAUCCCUCUGUGGAGCCGGGGCCAGGUUGGGGCAGGGAGGCUCCUGGGAACGGUUCCAGUCACGGUGAGCCGCAGGCCCUGCCCCCUCGAGCCCGGCCCUGUGCCAAGCGCCCGGCGCUCUGCACCCGCGACCUGCGCGAGGCCGUGUCCCGCAUCCGCCGCCACACGGCGCCCGACUCGGACACGGACGAGGAGCCCGAGGGCCUGGCCCCGCACAGCCACAUGGCCUGGAGGGGGCGCCCUCGCCAUGAAGCCCUGGCCUGCAGCAGCAGCAGCCUGGAGAGCAGUGGCUCCGACGCCACCGUGGUCCCAGCUGGCGAGGGGGCGCCCCCGGGGGCAGUGCCAGAGGCUGGGGAGCCAGGGCAGGAGGCCUGGGGUGGGGGCCAGCAGGGGUUGGAGAUGAGCAGGGCAGCGAAGCCCAGAAGUGGGUGAGGGCGAUGGAGGGGGCCUGCCCUGCUCGUGCGCCCUGCACUUUCCUCCCCUCACCCCUGCCCACCUCUCUCCUUCUCACAUAUUUAGGAGGGGUGGGCCUGGCAGGGCGUGCCCAAGAGGGGCGGGGCCUAGUGGGAUGGGGCUUGAUGGGGCAGGACCAAGCCUGGCAAUUCAAAUACCCCUUAGAUUUGGGAGGACAAAGUUGACCCCCAGAAGGGCUCAUCACCAGGGUGGGGCUGGGAGCCCAGCGGGGUGCAGAGAGCUGACUGAAAGGGGAGAACCAGCUUAGACCCAGCUAGGACCCCUGGGCUGCGCUCCUGUGUAGCCUGAGGCGGGUGCCCCUCCCCAGUGGGGGUCAGGACAGGCCCAUCAGAGCCAGCAUGGCAUCCCAGCCCUAGUGCCCUUCCUGCCAGAGCCGUAACAAGGCAUUUUGGCACCCGGGGUGAGUGCGUGUAUUUGCACACACGCCCAUCGGGUUUUUUCAUCAUUUCCCCCCCAUGGCUUUGCACCCUGGGCAGCUGCCCUGCUCACCCUGCCCUGGAUACGGCCCUGCUGGGGGGCAGUUAAUGGAGGCGUCUGUGUCUCUAUCCCAGACUCUUCUGUGUGAAUCGAACCUGCUGUAAAAUGGGCCACAGAGAAAUAAACCCCCCUGGGGGCUUCUGCCCCAACCUUG
Gopherus flavomarginatus (Mexican gopher tortoise) is the source of this 3024-nucleotide messenger RNA. It is a transcript of the gene DDN, whose product is annotated as dendrin. Bases 96 to 2351 code for a protein of 751 amino acids. The record is from RefSeq and is a predicted model, not a curated record. NCBI's taxonomy places the organism in Eukaryota, Metazoa, Chordata, Testudines, Testudinidae. The transcript is spliced from 2 exons.